AUGUUCUAUUGUCUUCUUCGCUUUGCUCAUUGCUCUCUGGUUCUUUAAUUUUCCUAUUAUUUCGCAACAUCUAAUUUUUUCAGCAAAAGAAAAUGCCAAUCGCUAACGAUAUCGUUGGAAAAUGGAACUUCGUCUCAUCUGAGAACUUCGACGAAUACUUGAAGGCAGUCGGUGUUGGAUGGGCUGUCAGAACUAUUGCCACCAAGACCAAGCCAACUCUCGAUUUCGUCAUCGAAGGAGAUGAGUGGAGAAUGACAUCAACAUCCACUUUCAAGACUUUCACUUUGAAGUUCAAACUUGGAGUGCCAUUCGAUGACAAAACCGCCGAUGGCCGUGAUGUAAGUUGUUUUUUUAAGCUCUCAAUUACAUGACACUUUUCAGACCGGAAACGUCGUGACUGUCGAAAACGACCGUCUUAUCCACGUUGAAACUGGAAAGAAUGGAGGAGCCGACUCUCGCAUUGAACGCUACAUCGAGAACGGAAAACUUAUCAUCGUAUGUUUUGUUUAUUUUGAAAAUAUCAAAUUACUUUAUGAUUUAUUUACAGGUUUGCUCAUCUGGAAGUGCCAAGUCAACCCGUGUCUACGAAAAAGCUGCCUAA
Molecule: messenger RNA, 601 nt
Organism: Caenorhabditis angaria
Lineage: Eukaryota; Metazoa; Nematoda; Chromadorea; Rhabditida; Rhabditidae
Source: the annotation of a GenBank genome assembly